GAAGCUCCGGGCUGCUGUAAGCGGAGCAGGGACCGGCAGGGACACUUGCUGUGGACACAGGAGCUCAAAGAGAGUGGACACCGCUUACAGAGACACGACACAUCACUUUCACUCGACCCACGACACCGCAACAUGGCUUCAAAGUGCCCAAAGUGUGACAAGACGGUGUAUUUCGCUGAAAAGGUGUCAUCACUGGGAAAGGACUGGCACAAGUUGUGUCUCAAGUGUGACCGCUGCAACAAGCUCCUCAACGCUGGAGGCCACGCUGAGCACGAUGGACGGCCCUACUGCCACAAACCGUGCUAUGCUGCCCUCUUUGGGCCAAAAGGUGUGAACAUCGGUGGAGCCGGCUCUUACGUGUACGAUACUCCAGCCAACAACAACCCAUCUCCCACUGGUGUGGAUUCAGCACCCAAAGCUGAGGAGAAGCGAGUCUUCGCCCCCAAGCCACCAUCCAAAGCUGGCAGCAUCACCACCUUUUCCGGAGAGGCCAACCUGUGUCCCCGAUGCAACAAGAAGGUGUAUUUUGCCGAGAAGGUGACAUCACUGGGUAAGGACUGGCAUCGACCCUGUCUGCGCUGUGAGAGGUGCAGCAAGACUCUGGCUCCUGGCAGCCACGCAGAGCAUGACGGCCAGCCCUACUGCCACAAACCAUGCUAUGCUGUUCUCUUCGGGCCCAAAGGCGUGAACACUGGUGGUGUUGGCAGCUACAUCUAUGACAAGGAGCCCAGUGCAGUGACCCAGCCUUGAACCUUUUGUUCCCUCAGCUUCAUCCCUCUUCUCUACACUGACCAUCAACCACAGUAUUAUUUGUAGCCUUUUUUGUUUUCUCUUCCUCCCACCUGUGCAUUCAUACCUGAGACAACCAGCCUUCUGAUCCUUUUGUCCUUUAUUCUGACCCGGCUCUGAUGUAUUUAGCACCAUAAGGAAUGAUUACAAAUUGCCUAGACGUGUUUAUCUGUGUAUUUGCUCCUGGAGAGCCACAUCCAGCAUUCCCACAGAAUAAUACAAAUAAUUUCAAUCAUUUUUGCACAUAUACAAAUGUAUGAGAACACAUUAAAUGUCACCACAGUCAAAUAUGAACGUCUUAUAUUUCAAUUUUGUACCCUGGAAACAGUGUGAUUGAUGAUGUCUGUUUUGAGAUGUUUAGAAAAAAAAAAUGUGAUGGUGAGUGAUUCUCAGGUGUGGGGGGUAAAAAAGUGCAUUGUGGGUCGUGUUGACAGCCAGAGGAAUUUCAACUCAGAGGCUGCUGCACGCACAGGUGGUGCUCAGGAGUGCGUUGCCAAUAAAUCUGUAUUUUACAAAUGCCAUAUUUGCAUUUUGGCUGCCUGACAACAUUCCUUAGGUAAAAAGAAAAGUAAAAAAAAAAAAAAAAAAAACUCCCAACAUAUUGUAAAAAGAUGGGAAAGUGGAUCCCUCAGACAACUGUUACCAAUUUUUACCACAUCCACGAGGCUGUACUGAGUCAACAUGCAUUUAUUGUACUUUUUGAGCAUAUGUUAAUAACCUGUUUAAAGUCAAAUCUGGAUGAUGUACUAAUAAAUAAGAGAAAUGUCUAUUUUUAAAACGAGGCAGAAUGUGGGUGAAGUUUUGGGAAGGGAGGGCUAUGAUUUGCCAGAUUUAAAACAUGUAUUUAUUGCUUUAAACCACGUCCUUUAAAUUUAAUUAGCCUUUAUACUACUACCCUUUUAUGGGACUGAUUACGAAGGAGGCCAAACAAGGCAAUGUAAGCUGUAUAAAUCUCUGACAAAGAUUUUUAUUGUUAAUUUCAAAUAAAUAACCCUGCUGUAAUUUUCCGAGAGAUGACAUGCUAUUUGAAGUAUUUUUUGCCAUUAGCAGAAACAGUAGCUUAGCUUGUAGAGACACUGCAGACAAGUCAUUCUGUAAGAAUGUGCAUCCUUAGUAUUACUGUACGACUGUUACUGUGUUUGUUUAAUACCUGUUGUACAUCGUAGGGCUUCAUAGACACUGCAGGGCUCACUUGUUUGUAGAACUGAAAUGCUGCACUUCAGCCCUGCUGCAUUCGUCUUUUUAAUCCCUCGAAUAAAUAUUUCAGAAACUCUU
Messenger RNA from Epinephelus lanceolatus (giant grouper), 2064 nucleotides. RefSeq names its product cysteine-rich protein 2 (gene crip2). The record is from RefSeq and is a predicted model, not a curated record. NCBI's taxonomy places the organism in Eukaryota, Metazoa, Chordata, Actinopteri, Perciformes, Serranidae.